Molecule: messenger RNA, 1587 nt
Organism: Echinops telfairi (small Madagascar hedgehog)
Lineage: Eukaryota; Metazoa; Chordata; Mammalia; Afrosoricida; Tenrecidae
Gene: ADAT3
Product: adenosine deaminase tRNA specific 3
Exons: 1
Coding region: 9-1049 (346 amino acids)
Cellular component (GO): cytoplasm; nucleus
Molecular function (GO): tRNA-specific adenosine-34 deaminase activity
Source: RefSeq, a predicted model, not a curated record
CCCGGAGGAUGGAGCCACGGGGGAACCUGGAGGCUGGGAGCGUGGAGCUGGGGCCGCCGUGGCAGGCGCUCCCCGUCCUGUCGGAGCAGCAGAGCGAGGCGGUGGAGCUGGUGCCCGCCUUCGCUGCGCCUGUGCUUGACCCGCGCCAGACCUCCCGUCUGGUCCGCGAGGUGUCCGCCGCCCUGCCGCUGCCCAGCCAGCCGCACCUCAAGCGCGUGCGGCCCAACCCAGACGCGCAGCGCCCGCACGCGCUGGAACUGCUGUUGUGCCUGGCGGGGCCGCGCCCGGGCACACGCACACUGGCCGAGCUACUGCCGCCCACCGUGGAUGCGCGCGGCCUCGGGCCGCCCUUCUUGGCACCUGUGCCCGCCCGGCCCCCGCUGACGCGCGCCCAGUUCGAGGCAGCCCGAGCUCACUGGCCUUCGACCUUCCAUGAGGACAAGCAGGUGACGCGCGCGUUGGCCGGGCGGCUCUUCUCCGCGCAGGAGCGCGCCCGCAUGCAGGGCCACAUGGAGCGCGCCGUGAGGGUGGCGCAACAGGCGGCCGCACGGGGCCUGCGGGCCGUGGGUGCUGUGGUGGUGGACCCCAUCUCGAGCCGUGUUCUGGCAGCUGGCCACGACUGCUGCAGUGACACGAGCCCCCUGCUGCACGCCACCAUGGUGUGCAUUGACCUGGUGGCCCAGGGCCAGGGCUGCGGCGCCUACGACCUCGGGACUCACCCCGCCUGCUGGUUCGCGUCAACCACCGGCCCCCAGGGCGCACGCCCGGGCGCGGUGCGGAAACUGGAGCGUGAGGACUUGGACGGCGAGGACGGACUUCCUUAUGUGUGCACUGGCUACGACCUGUACAUCACCCGCGAGCCCUGCGUCAUGUGCGCCAUGGCCCUCGUCCACGCCCGUAUCCGCCGCGUCUUCUAUGGCUCACCGUCGCCCGAUGGCGCCCUGGGCACCCGCUUCCGCCUGCACGCCCGGCCCGACCUGAACCACCGCUUCCAGGUGUUCCGGGGCGUGCUGGAGCACCAGUGCUGCGUCCUUGACCCCGACACAUAGGCUCCAGGACCCUGUCGACCACCCCAGACGCCCAACUGCCCAGAGCGACGCCUAUAGUACACAGGAUCCGUGGACCUGCCUUGCCGCUGCAGAGCUUGGCUCCCUCCCCCAGGCCUGCCUGCAUAGCUGCCCUGCCCGGCCCCAUGGUAACUAAUGUUCAGGCUCUGUGGACUCGCCUCAUCUGCUCAGAGCCACUGCCACGGACCAGCCUUUCUUUCAGACACCUCGCUCUUGUGUGUUGCUCAGUCUGCCUGUGCCCACCAACCAUGCUGUGACUGGUUCCACCUGGGACCAGCCUCCUCUGUCAGACACCCCAUGCCCGCCCGUUGCUCUGUCUGCCUGUGCCCACCACCAGGCAGUGACUAAGGCUGGCUCCUGCUCAGAGCUUGUGUUGCGGGGACUGGAGCAUAUGGGGCCACCUGCACUGCACCCUGCCUGUCCCCCCGAAGCUCUUGAGCCCGCAGCCCCUGCGGUCUCAUGCACUUGGCCUCUGCCUUUGCUGUCGGAGCAUGUUUGGUGUGCAGAAAUAAACAAGUGA